Molecule: messenger RNA, 804 nt
Organism: Prunus armeniaca (apricot)
Lineage: Eukaryota; Viridiplantae; Streptophyta; Magnoliopsida; Rosales; Rosaceae
Source: the annotation of a GenBank genome assembly
AUGAAGAUCAGCAACAACCUCGUCGGGCUUCUCAACUUCAUCACCUUCCUCCUCUCAAUCCCGAUCGUCGUAGCCGGAGUGUGGCUGAGCAAGCAAGGCAGCACCGAGUGCGAGAAGUUUCUGGACAAGCCCGUCAUCAUUCUCGGCGUUUUCCUCAUGCUGGUCUCGCUCGCCGGCCUCAUCGGCGCCUGCUGCAGAGUCUCGUGGCUCCUCUGGGUCUACCUCCUCGUCAUGUUCCUCCUCAUCGUCGUCCUCUUCGCUUUCACCAUCUUCGCCUUCGUCGUCACCAACAAAGGCGCCGGCAAAGUGCUUUCCGAUAAAGGGUACAAGGAGUACAGGCUUGGGGACUAUUCUAACUGGCUGCAGAAGAGGGUCAACAGCACCAAGAACUGGAAUAAGAUCAAGAGUUGCCUUAUUGAUAGCAAGGUCUGCUCCACGUUUCAUGACAAGUAUGCCAACGAUACCAUCACGGAGUUGUAUAAGGAGAACUUGUCUGCGCUUCAGGCCGGUUGCUGUAAGCCAUCAGAUGAUUGUGGAUUUACCUAUAUGAGCCCGAUUAAUUGGAACAACAACGGUACCACCAGCUCUUCCAACCCCGACUGCAGCGAAUGGGCGAAUGAUGCAAAGGUUCUGUGCUUCAACUGCCAGUCAUGCAAGGCUGGACUGCUGGACAACAUAAAAAGUAACUGGAAGAAGACGGCCGUCGUCAACAUUGUAUUCUUGAUCUUCCUCAUUAUUGUGUACUCAGUUGGAUGCUGCGCAUUCAGGAACACCCGGAGGGACCAUGAAUAUUGGAAGCAUUAA